UUUUUUCUGUUAUUUAUUGUUUCUCUCUGCCUGUUUGCUCUGGUCAUGCUUUACUUUUGAAUGGGCAAGCCUGCCUGUGUAGAAACUGUGCUAGGAUCAGUGUUCUGGGAGUUGAUUAAUGUCAUAUCACAUGUAUAGCUUAGAUUGCCAUAAUCCAUAAGACCUGACACCAGUUCUUGACACACUUCUGUGAUUUCUGGUCCUUUGCCAGUGCUGACAUCAGCAGGAGUAUCAUAAUCUGUACCAUGAAAUGCUACAUCUUCAAAGUGUUGAGGCACAGUGCAUUUACAACAAAUGCAGACAGUCUACUACAUUUUUUUCUACUGGCAAAAAUGUAGGAGCAUGUUGCAUAUUGUACUUCCUGUAUGUAUUUGUGUCCUUAGGUGGUGGAGCCAGCUCAUGAAAGUUGAUGUAUAUGUUUGUUUGUGGACUAUUGUUUUGGCUCAUGUGCAAGAUCAUUCGUGGUAGAAGUCUGUAUCUAUUCUGGAUCUUCUUGGCAGUCCCUUUAUCAUCAGUUUUGAGUGUUUCAAGAUUGGAAAACCACACUGCAUCACUAAACUCUGAGUGUUUGUUAAACUGUUGGGUGUUUACUUUCACCUUACCACCUAAAGCCAAAUCAAAUCAGACUUUAUGGUCUGUCGAGGAGAUCCAAGACAGAAAUUUUUUUUUGCUCACAAGGGCAGGCAUACAUUCUCAUACAGACAUUUAACACACAGUCAGGAGUAAAGAUACAUUAUCAUGGUAGUUUGGAUCUCCGUCAAAUGGUCAAUGAAAUUUCAAUACCAGAAUUUCAAUCCUAGAAGGAAAAUCUGAAAUCAUUAGCUCGUUAUUGCAGUCGGACAAACCGCUUCUACAGUAAAUGGGAAGAGAAUAAAAAUGUUGUGUUUAACACACUGCGAGUCUGCGAAUUUCUUUUUAUGCGAAACUUGUGACAACAGAUGGAAGGAAGUGUGGGGGCCGUAACCCGAGCUCCCGCAUUUCAGGGAAACUAUCGUCAACUGUCAGUAAGAUUGGAAAUACCCGCAACAAUAGAUGGCCAUACAAAGUGGGCCUACGCUUGCUUGCUUUCUUGAUUUUUUGGUCUCCAUUUUGUGCCCGCUACUCACAGUCGUUAGUUGAAGCAUGUCCAUACAUAUCUCAGUCUAAUCAUAGACACUAAAGGUUUUAGGUAUGCAGAGAAAGGUCGUUGCUAAAUUUAGAACGACGCUAUGGAGUGCAGGGGAAAUGGAAGGAUAGGAAAUUCCCGAUAUUACACCUCGUUGGUUGUCACUGACGUCCGUUAAAUUUGAAUGUGUUCUUUGUUGCUUUUUUUGGAUCUGAUCUUAGUUUGUGUUAGACUAUUCAGUACUGUAUAAACGUUGUCAGAUAUCGCUUGUCUGCUCUCGAGGAAGGAUGCGUAGGGUUAUCAGACGGCAAUAAUUGAUGAGAAUGGUGAAAGGUGUGACCUCUUCCUUUGAUCCAAGCAGUCAAGGGCCUCUUGUCCCUUCAGUUAUCCAUUUGGACUCAAAUAACCUGGAUAACAGUAGUGUUAGUACCAAGGAAAGUCCACUUCAGAUACAAGCAAAGAUGAAUCCUGAUGAUCUUCCAGACCUCGCCCCUCCUGACGAUUCCACUGAGGAGGAUGAGGAAGAAGAGGAGGUGUUAGAAGAGAAUGGUGACUGUGAUAAUGAUGACAACGAUGAUGAUGAGGAUGAUUACUUUCAGGAAGAGCAUUUGAGGUAUGUACAGCACUGGGUAAGUCAAAGCCCAGAGUUUCUUCAGGGAGAGUCAAAAGAAAUCCGCACAGAAGCCUUGGGGCUUUUUCUGCUAGGUACUGGAGCUUUUACUUCUACUAUAUGGAUUAAAGCACUCCAUCACACCCACGUGCUUAAUGAUGGCAGAGAAUGGUCAACCGGUAGCAUGACGGAUGAAGAAUUUGAGAUUGUAGACAUUUUGGUUGCCAUUAUAGAGAAGAAUCUUGGUAUACUGAAGGAUGAAACCAAGCUGAAGCAGGUUUUGGCCAUGAUUAAUGAAAUGGAAAGUAGCUGCGUUUGUUCUUCUGUGAUUGAAGUUGACCGAGUCCUUGAAGUAGCCAAACACUGGCCUUUCUUCCUUGAUGCAUGGGAGGAGUUCAAGGAAAAGCCAAAAACGAUCAAGUACACACGUCAGACAUUGAUGCUUCUCAUCUACUUUUUCAGACUUGUCUCUCAAAACGUUUUUAUGCUGGGGAGGGACGGAAGAACUCUUGCAAUUAAACUAACACCUCUCGGACAGCAAGAUCAGCAGGCCUAUGAACUGAAAAGCAGUGGGGAUGGAGCAUUUAAUGAAAGAGAAUAUGACCGUGCUGUCCAUUUUUAUACCCAGGCUCUUGUCCUCAAUUUCGCACUCUGCUAUCUGUAUCGGCAAAGAGGUCAAGCAUACUUUUUUCUCCAAAAAUUCAGAGAAGCCUACUGUGAUUUCAGGAGGGCCAUGUUCCUUGAUGGGACAUUUCAGGAGGAUUACUACCACUUGUCAGCUGCCUGCUUCGCUCUGCAGCGGCUGGAAGAGGCUGAAAAGUGGAAUGCAAAGGGACUGAAGCUGGAUGGUAAUGUUAGGGCAACAAGGAUGAUGGAGCAGCAACAGAGUAUUAAAAAAGCGCUGGAUGAAAAAAUUAGCCCCUACAAGUAUAACCUGCUGACCAAGGAGGCAUUGGAAUGUGUCCUGAAAAACGACAUGCAUACUGCUCACAAGAAGUAUCAAGGAGCCUUGAGUAUUGUACUUAAUAGCACUUAUAUGAUGGGUAAACUUGACAAAACUGAGGUUACUACCCUUAGAUAUGCUUGUGGGAUCACUACAGUUUCUGAGGAUUCACCUGCAAGGCUGCAAGAUGCACUGGAUAUAUUUAUCAGCAUGUAUAAAGAAGAACUUGCAAACAGCUUUCCCCUGAUCUACUAUGGCCUUGGCAGCGUGUUGGUUGCACAAAGGAGGUUUCAAGAGGCAGCCAGGCACCUGGAGCUAGGGCUGAAUCUAUCUCGCAAGAUGCGGAAAAAGUGGAAGUUGAUUUGCUGGCCCAACACCAAUCAGAUCAUUGAGGAAAGCCGAGUAGAAAGUUUUCAGAAGGCUAUAGAAAAUCUGCUCAAAAAGUGCCGGCCAGCUCCUGUGGCAGGAAUCAGUAACAGUGAUCAUAAAGAAGAUUCUAAAAUCCAAAAGUUCCAAACAUUAACAAAAGAAGCCAUGGAGGCACUGCAUCAUGAUAACCAUCUUCGUGCAUUUGGCAAAUUUCAGGCAUCAUAUGAACUUCUGACCAGACAUCAAUCUCUGAAGGACAGGAUGAGUGAGAUAGGAAUUCUUGCUUUGCGUUAUGCAUGUGGGAUAACUGCCGCCACUCAAAAUGCUUUGAAGCCUCUUCAGGAAGGCCUGGAGAUUUUUCUAGCCAUAAACAGGGAAGGUCUGGCUGACACUUUCCCUCUCACAUACUAUGGACUGGGCAAGAAUUUGAUUGCACUGUACAGGUUUGGGGAAGCCUUAAGGUAUGUUGACCAUGGUGUCAAUCUUCCAAAAAAGAUUAGGAAAAACCUGCAGCCCAUUUGCUGGCCUAGUUCCAAAAAAAUUAUCGAGGAGAGCAAGCCAGCAGUGUUUCAGCAACAGAUGGAAGGCAUGCUGAAAGUGUGUCGAUACCCUCCUAUACCAGAUGCUGUCUGUGCUGUGCACAUUAGUGAAGAUGACAAAGAACCACCAAUUUAUUUUAACGAUCCCUCGUUCUCUGGUGUCAUACGGGUGGAGUGCUACUUUCAUUGUAAGAUUGCUUUCCACCCCAGCUGCUGGGUGCACUUCAAAAGCAGGAAUAUGGACAAGUCGGCAGACAAAGAUGUUAUAAAUCACACAUGUCCAACUCCUGAUUGUGGAUCUUUGGUGAAAUCGAUCCUGAUUUGCCGGCCAGGAGCGAAAAACAGAGAGCUCGUCUCUUCUACAAAGCCGCAGAGGGUUCCUGCACCACCGCCCAAGAUCCUUAAGAUGCCAAAAAGUAACCAGGAAAAAAUUGACAGAAAGGCAGAGCGCAAGGAGAGGCGUCGGAGAAAACGCCAAGAAGUCAGGAGUGUUUACCUGGACAGAGAGAUGAUGGAGAUUAAAGAUGAUGGUUCAGCAUUAUUUGAAAAACAGGAAAUUAGGACCAUACCCAACCCAGCGGCGAUGACCUUGUUGAAAAAGGAGGAUGAAAAUGACAUUAAGUAUCAGGGUAUCCAGAGGCAGGUGAAGCAGAAAAAGAAGAAGGAAAAGGUGAAGCAGCUGCUUAAUGUGGAGGUCAACUUCACAGACAAGGACAAGAGCACACUGUUAGGGGAACACUCACUAAGGGAUGAGACUGAAGCUGCCUGGAUGACAGAUGUGGGGAAUCAAGAGUCACUCAAACAUAUGAUGCCUGGAGCCAUUCUAGGUGGGAGUGUAGCCAUGGGCAGGGCCAGCUAUUCUAUUAAAACUGAAGAGGCUAUCAGCGAAAACCUUUACGAGUUUUUUGGUGAGAUCCUAAAAGCACAUGGACCACUCAGUCUCAACGAUCCUAUUCUUCGUAGGGAGCUCAGCCUUCUGCCCCCUGAAGCCAUCCGUGUCAUCCAGAAAGCUGGUGGCCCUUCCAGAUUUUUCCGCCAGUGCCUAAAAUUUGUUGUUAUUGACGAAAUCGUGGCCACCAUUGCUGACACGCGGCAGGCACACGAGCUAGCAAAAGGACUACACCCUAGUGCAAUGCUGUCCACCACGUUUAGAGGUUUAAUGCCUAGCAAUGGAAACUUAGCUCAGGCUGAAGGAAGGGGUGGAAUUGCUGUGGUGAAUGGUGUUGUGCCAAGUGCACUGCAAUCCAGAUUUGAUAUAGACGUUGCACAACCAAGCAAUGGGAUCAUAAUGCAAACUAAAAAAGAUGUAUUUAAUGGAACAGACUGGAAUGUGUGUGAUGUGUCUCAUACUCUUGUGAACUCUGCCCAGCCUUUGCCACUAAAACCAUUGAGUAAAGGCAGUGUAUAUGGAUUAGGAACAACAUACAACAGUGUUUCCAAUAGUACUGUUGGUGACGAUGAUGAUGACAAUGAUGAUGAUGAUGAGAGUGUAGAACAGUCUGUUUGUUCCGGUAAAAGUGAAGGUCCAUCGCGUAUUAGGUCUCUCAGUGGUUCUUUAAAUCCUUCUGCCCCAGAAUUUAGGCCAGGCAAGAAAAAAGUAGACACUGUUGCAGGAAGUGCCAUAACUGAAUUUAAUAGUAAACAUAAUGUUUUUAAGUAUAGUGAAACUGCCUCACAGGAAUAUAGGGGCUCAGGUGCACGUCCUAAGGUUAGUGAUUUAUUUCCAUCUCAUAAAAGUUCUUUCUUACCUGAUACAAAUCCUACGACAGACUUUAGUAAUAUAAAUGAUGUUGAUGACUUUACCUUGCCGAUCUCCAAAGAUUUGAAAGAUGAUAUAGACAGUCUAGACGAUGCUUGUUUAAUGCCCAUAACACAUCCAGGCAGGUUGGGAAAUUUUAGAGGAUCUUCCCAAACAGUUCCUGAGCAGAGUGGUCUUGGGUUGAGUCGCCGAAGUUCCCGAUCGGAUAUGUCAGAAACAAGUGACCUUUCCAUGGGCAAUUUUUUCCGGACAUCCUCCCCCAGUUCUUCUAUUUCAUCAUUUAGAGGAGUUGAUGCAUAUAGCUCAUCUUCUCCUCGUACUUCCCAAGACCUGCCUUCAGCUUUCCCUACUCAGGCAGUGGUGCCCCACAAGUUAGCUUCCUCCAGAAUAAUACCUUUACAGGAGCAGGUGCUACCACAAGAAUCCGUCAAGACCUCUUCUUCCAUUUCAAACUGGCCUACAAAGGUGUGGAGUUGCGAUUUUCUUGGUGAGCUGUCGGAGAAAGUUGGUCUUGGAGAGUCAGCAUCCACCCCACCUCCUCCACAUCCCUAUAUUGCUGGGGGGUUGUUUUCUACAGAGGAGCACAAACCAACAAAACCAGGAAGUGAUGAUGCAGAUGAUAAAGAGAUUUCUAUGGAUAGACAUGUUGUUGGCUCAGGAAACGCUUUUGCAGCACCUGGAUCUGUGUUAUACAGACCUGGUCCUAUCAGCAGUGUAAACCCGACUUCAUAUACUUAUGAAAACAAAGACAGCAAAGCCAAUGACUGGUUUUUCCAAACUGGUUCAACAUGGGCACCGCCAAAUCCAUCAAACAAAGCUGAAUCGCCAGUUUCUAUUUCACCUGCGUGGCCUGCAUCCAUCCCUGUAUCAUCAUCAUCUGUGUUGCCAUUUUCACUAGAUUCUGUGAUAAAUUCAUGUUCAUCAGCGUUUGGUUUUUCUUCAACGUCAGCCUGGUCUUCAAAUACCUUCCCAUCAGCUAUACGUCCAGAGGAAGAUCUCUUUGACAGCAUAAAACCUGCAUCACUCACUUUGUUAACUGAGUCAAGGGGAUCUGCGUCGCUAGUGUCCAACAGCACCCUCAUCUCACAGGUGGAAAACAACAAAAAGUGGGAGAUGGAUGAUGAUGACAAGAAGUGGGAGAUAGAUGAUGAUGACAAGAAGUGGGAGAUGGAUGAUGACAAGAAGUGGGAGAUAGAUGAUGAUGACAAGAAGUGGGAGAUGGAUGAGGAUAGAGAAUGGGAUGCACUUCCUGCCAGCAGCUUGUUGAACAAGGACAUCCAAGCGUGCGUUGAGGUGCAGGCAGCAGAGAUGAACACUGAAGUGGUUGGUGCUGAUGCUCUGCCCAGCAGUUUAUUCCUCCUGGAUGAGAACCGUCGCCUUAAGUGCCAGGUGCAGGAGCUCUUGGAUGACAAGAAGAAACUCCUGGUGACUCUGGAACAUUACAAAGAAAUAAACCGACUUAACAGCAGUCAGUUAGAUGUCCUUCAGCAGGAUAAAAGUGAGACCCAAAAGCAAAGCCAAGUUACUUUUCAAAACCUCUCAGCAGAACACGAACGAAGGGAAAAACAUAUGCAGGAUAUAAUCAGUCAUCUAGAAUUGAAUAGAUUACAAAUGGCAAGGGAUGCAGACCUGUUAAAGCAGAAGCUAAGUGGUAUGGAAGAAGAGAUGCAUGGUGAAAGGUCAAGAGCCCUGGAAGCAGAGAUUGAGGUGGUGAGGCUGCGGCAACAGCUGGCUUUGAUGCAAUUGGAGCUUAAGAGGAAGGAGGCAGAAUUCCAUCAACACUACACCAGCAUGUUUGCCAGGAGGUGUCAAGAAAAAGGAGAGGUUCCAGAGAAGGUCAGUGAGGUACUAGAGUACUGGAAGAAUGUACUAAGCGCCUUCGCUCUCAGACAAGCCAAAAUCAAGAAAGACUUUGAUGAGGUGAUAAACUAUGUCAAAGCAGGAAAACGUUUAUCAGACCUGCCCCCUGUUUCCAUUAGCCCACCUCCACUACCUAGAAUGCCAGAAGGUGGGAUUCCUGUGGCAAAACAGAUGCCAUCCAAUGGCCAGCUGCCAUAUAUGCCCCAGCGCUUGGAACAAAACCAGUUUAGACCAUCACCAACUCCUUCCCCUCCUAAUUCCACACACUCAGCAGAUGCAGACAUAGGAGCCAGUGCUACACAGGGGAUCAGCAACCCUCAAGUCCCUCAAGUCCUGCCAGGCUUGAGAACCCCCCGACCCUUGGUUCCACCCAAGGGACUUCCUUCUCUGCCACUAACCACUGCAAGACCGGCCGUUCCACAGCCAGCCAUACCUGUGGUCACUCAAGCCAGUUUUGCAGCUGCAGCUGUAAGACCAAUCCUUCGUCCAACUCUUAGUUUUCCCAAACCCCCAUCUCCUCUCACCGUGGUACCUUCCACUCAGCAACCCCCACAGCCCAACCAAAGUAUGGCAGCAGCCAUUAGAGCAAAGAUUGGACCAGCAGGAGAUGCUGCAAGAGAAGGGGUGGCCAGAAUUGUCAGCUCUGGACAGACUGGAAAAACCACGAGCUUUGACAAGGUGGUUAUGAAGCUGCAAAAAAGCUUCCCCUCUUGUACCAGAGAAAACUUUUCCCAGCUCAUUCAGGAGCUAAGAAGAGCACAUGGUGGGUCCCUGUCUGGAAUGUCACUAGAAGUCAUCUUGACUAGGGUGACGCAGAUGGCUAUUGCUCGUGGCUUCAAGCAUAUUGGUAAUGGGGAGCCCACAAAGAAGAAUUCUUCUGCAGGCAUUGAAUACAAGACCACAAUAGCCGCUUUACAGAGAACACAGGGAGUUAACCCUGUCUGGAAUAUGGACGGGGCUGAGCCGGUCCGACGUCCACUUGACUGGAGUGAGCUGGGAGCAGGGGAUAAUUUUGAAGAGGAAGAUCCUUGUGCCAUUUGCCAUGAAGAACUGUCUUCUGCACCAAUCACAACGCUUGACUGCCGGCAUCAAUUUCAUGAUGAGUGCAUACGAAAGUGGUUUAAAGAACAGACAACUUGUCCAAAUUGCAGAGUUCACUCUCUCCUCCAGGAUGACUAUCCUGUGCUGAAGUGAUAUACCUAGAAGUUUUUCAACUGGUUCAUGGUGCUACUGUGCAUAUUUUCAUCAGUUGAAUUUUGUUUGGGGGAAAUUUACAGUGUUUUUCUAGAUACAGAAUGCCAAUAAGUUAAUAAGCUGAAGUGAUUUUCACUGACUAGAGGAAUUUUUUUACAUCGCUUAACUCAGGGAUUUACUGUCUCCAUGAGGGCAAGAUAUUGAUAGCUGAUUUGUUUUUCUAGUUUAAGAGUAUUGUUACUGACACAUCUGUAACUGGUGACACAGCUGUAGGUUCAUAACAGCUGCUGUGAUUCUUUAAUCACAUAACUUUUGCUGAGUACAGCUUAUGGAAGCGAACUAUUGAAAAACAGACUCAACAAAAAGGGAAGUGCUGUCCCUUUAUAAGGGGUUCAACUGACUGAAUUUUCUUGCCAGUCUUUAAUUGAUUUCCAGAUGAUAGGCCUACUAGAAGAAAAGCAAAUUGACUUGAUACCCAGUCAUAUCAUGAAGAGAGCAUGCUUAGGUUUGAGUCGGGACAAAACAGGUAACAGAAAAUGUCUUCAUUUGCUAUUUGCUAGUUGAUCAAAUGGAGCGAGAAGAUGUUCCUUGUGGAUGGUGAUGCAGUUGCCGUCUGCCUCUUAUUUGGCUGCAUGUGAUAGUCCUGAAAGACAGUGCUAGCCCUUGGUCUAUAGUGUAAAAAUGCAGUGUAUACAAUAUGUAAGAGACAGUAUUUACUGAUCUGUGAAUAUUCAUUGGAGAUAUAACUUAUUAAAGUACCAUAACUGAAUUCAUCUAUUUUUAUUCGGAUAAAUCAACUUCUGUGACAGACUGCACAAUGAUCCUUCACUUCUUUGGCCAAUAGACUGGUUGUAGUGAUAUUGAAUUCAUUUAUCGUCAUAGUGGAUCCUGUGAAUCAUGACCAUACAUGGAGAUUCUCAUCACUAGUAUCACUUGAAUAGUUGCCUUUUUUUUUUUGAAACUGCUGACUUUUCCAUUGAGGAAAUCAGUGGCGGAAGGAUAUGAUGUCUCACAACCAUCGGUCGUUUGACUUAUUGGUGUAGGUGUUUACUACCUUGUUGGCACUCUUCUGUGUUUUUAAUGUGAUGUGCUUUUAGAUUUGUUAAGGAUAAACGAAAUUGAUGUAUAUUACAUCCUGUCACAUCUCAUGUGAUCAUUUCAUCUGUGCAGAUAAGGUCUGCCUGUUACGAUAAAGACCUGCUUUGUUUUCGGCUUAUAUGCCAUAUAUUCCUGCACUGAAGGACAAUUCAUUAUCGCAGUGUAAUUAGACAUGGACAUUUCUUAUAAACUGUCUGACUGCUGAUAUGACUGUCAAAAAGAACUUCAUACGAGUUCAAAUUCCAGACAGCCUGACUCAUAAUGUCAAUCAAAGUGUAAAAUUUCAUGAAAUAUUGUGUUGCACAACGCACUGUUUCUAAAAUUGUAUUAAAAAACUUACAAAAUUU
This is a messenger RNA of Pomacea canaliculata, 9824 nucleotides long. RefSeq names its product E3 ubiquitin-protein ligase TTC3-like. The coding region runs from base 1423 to 8379 and encodes 2318 amino acids. NCBI's taxonomy places the organism in Eukaryota, Metazoa, Mollusca, Gastropoda, Architaenioglossa, Ampullariidae. The transcript has 39 exons. Gene Ontology annotation, molecular function: protein binding. The record is from RefSeq and is a predicted model, not a curated record.